AUGGCAGUAGAAUUGGCAAUUGAUGCGUCUCUCUUGAUGGGCGAGAUAGUAGUAGAUUUUAUAAGUGAGAAGGUAGUAGAUCUCCUCCAACUCAACUUCAAAGUCAAGGCUAUAACUGAUAUCGAAGGGAAGAUGGACAAGCUCAAGGACUUGUCCACGAUCAUUGACAAGGUGAUCCAAGACCUCGACUCCCGCCCUUUUAUUGAUGAUGCUGUAAAGGACUUGCUCAAGAAGCUCAAAUACUUAGCCCGUGAUCUCGAGGAUGUUGUGGAUUACUAUGACACCAAAGUCUUCCAGAAGCAGCAGAGAUCAAAUACUUCUUUUGGGAUGGUGCGUGAUUUCUUUUCUUCUAAUAAUCAACUACUGUUUAAAAGCAGGGUUGGUGUCAUGAUAAAAGCUAUAACAAAAAGUCUGGAUUAUAUUUUGCUGCAAAAGUCCUUUCUUCACAAUUUGCCACAAGGCAGUAUCCGCAUGUCGGAACCAAGCCUUUACGAUAGUUUGGUUACAGGGAGAGAGACAGAGAGGCAGAUGAUUGUCAACAUGUUAACAAAGGAUGAUGAUUAUGAUAGCAACAAUGUCACACUGAAGGUCAUUUCCAUCGUUGGGAUGGGUGGUCUAGGGAAGACUACACUUGCUCAGUUUGUUUACAAUGAUGAGAGGGUGCAAGACUAUUUUGCAAGUUUGACAAUGUGGAAAGUUGUUGGGGCCGAAUUUAAUCCCACAAAGAUAAUAAAGUCUAUUUUAGAACUGGCUACUGGUGCAUCAGUCGACAUCUCAGAAAUAUAUUUAGUGAAGCAGAAGCUGAAAAAUGAAUUAUCUGGGAAGAGAUUUCUUCUUGUACUGGAUGAUGUAUGGAAUGAAAAUGAAUCAAAGUGGAUUGCAUUGAAAACAGCCUUAACAUGCGGAUUGAGAGGAAGCAAAAUUUUGGUGACAACCCGUAGCCAACAGGUCUCUAAAAUUAUGGGCUCAUCCAAUACCACCCACCAAAUACAACAGUUGUCCCGAGAUGAUUGUCUGUCCUUGUUUUAUCAAUUUGCUUUUGGAGACGAAGUAGCGGAUCAAAAUUUGAUGAACAUUGGUGCAAAGAUUGUUGAGAAAUGUGGUGGUGUGCCCUUGGCUGCCAUAUCCCUUGGUAGCAUGCUCCGUGGCACUCGAGAGGAAGCUUACUGGUCCUCGGUAUUGAAGAGUGAAAUAAGCCAGUUGGGAAAUGAGGAAGAUAAAGUGUUAGAUGUACUAAAGUUUAGCUAUGACACUCUCCCUGUACGGUCAAAGAAGUGUUUUGCAUUUGCCUCCCUAUUUCCAAAAAAUUAUUGGAUGACAAAGGAUGAAUUAAUAAAACUGUGGAUAGCAAAUGGUUUUGUAUGCUCAGAAGGAAAUUUUGAUGCUGAAACAAAUGGCAACCAUGUCUUUAAUGAUCUAGUAAUGGGAUCAUUCUUUAUCCUGGCACCUUCUCGUGAUUUUGAAGAUGAUAGUUAUGUAACCAAGUGCAAGAUGCAUGAUUUGAUGUAUGAUCUGGCACGAUCAGUAUCUGCAAAUAUAUACUGGAAUUCUAAACAAGACUCGGUGAAAGAUAUUGGAAAACGAACAUAUCAUUUGCAAUUAUUUCCGGGAGAGUUACCAAAUGAUAUAUUUUCUCAGCUCUUAAAUAAGAAACCAUUGUACUUGCGUACCUUUAUAUCCCCACGUACAUUUUCAUGUUUGAGUAUCAAUUUACUUGAAGUCUUCUCAGAACUGAAAUUUUUACGGGUGUUAGAUUUAAGUUACAAUGGCAUCAAGGAGGUGCCGACGUCAAUAGGAAACUUGAUACAUUUGAGUAUCUCAAUCUCAGUUUCAAUAAAAAACUUCAAGAGCUACCAAAACAAUUAG
Messenger RNA from Zingiber officinale, 1866 nucleotides. RefSeq names its product putative disease resistance protein RGA4. The record is from RefSeq and is a predicted model, not a curated record. The coding region runs from base 1 to 1866 and encodes 621 amino acids. Gene Ontology annotation, biological process: defense response to other organism. The transcript is spliced from 2 exons. Gene Ontology annotation, molecular function: ADP binding; protein binding. NCBI's taxonomy places the organism in Eukaryota, Viridiplantae, Streptophyta, Magnoliopsida, Zingiberales, Zingiberaceae.